AAUAUCUCACCAUUAUUGUUGUGGAGACGGUCGGCGGUUGACGACGCGACGUAUAUUGCUUUUUCAUAAUUUUUGUGUGUGCUAAAAAAACACUUUUAUUUUUUGCAAAAAAUAAAAAGAUAUUUUUUACAUUAUUUAACAAUAAAGCAAAUAAAUUAUUGAGAAGAUUAUUUAUUACAACAAAACGUAUUUGACGAAAAUGUAAUAACUAAAUAAAUUGUUGAAAAAUCAGUGUAACAAAGCAAAGAAUGUGGGAAAAGUCAAGAAGAAAGAAUAAUUUUUACUUUGCGUAUGUUCAGUGCAGUGGAAAAUUCAAUAAAACGCAUUAGUAGCAACAACAAAAAAACAGCCUCCUACAAAAAUAAAACCAACAACAACAAAUGUAUACAAAUGUCAAACAAACAAACAACAAUAAAAACAACGACAACACUGAGUAGAUAAACAAGAAUCGACAUCCAAAGAAAAAUUAAACACAACAACACAUAAACAAUAUUAUCAAUUUGAAAUAAAAAAAUAAUAAUUAUUUUUCAAAUAAACAUAAAAAAAUGAAAUACGAAAAGGAAAGAUGCAGUUAUUGAAAAAUUGUCAAUUUGUACUGACGUAUCAAUAUUAUUCUUAUCAAAACGCAAAACGUUGUAAAACGCCUUCUAAUACUUCCAGACGAUCAAGAGCGUAGUCAAGUUGUUGAAAUAAUUAAAUUAAAUAAAAUAAUUUAAACAUAUCCAUCCAUAUAAUCACAAAAUAAAACUUCAAUAUAUUGGAGUUUUAAAAUUAUUUUGCUGCUGCAUCAUUUAAGAAUCAAUUCGCAAACAUGGAUUGGAUAAUAAACGAUGAAAUGGGUUUGACCGUUGGUCAUGUUGUUGGUUGGGCUGCCGCUUCCGCCAUGGUAAUUGGCGGUGUGAUUCCCUACGUACCACAAUAUCUAGAAAUUAAAAAGACCCAGGAUGCCGAGGGCUUCUCUUUGCAUGUUUGUUUUGCCCUGCUUAUUGCCAACUCAUUGCGUAUAUUAUUUUGGUUUUCCAAACGUUAUGAGCUUCCGCUUCUCGUCCAGAGUGUAGUAAUGAAUGUUACAAUGUUCCUAAUGAUACAUCUGUGCGUUAAGGUUAAACGUGGUAAUGCCAACAACAGAGAACGCACAUUUUUAGGUGAUGAUCUGCGUCUACCGAAAGCGGUAAUGACUGACACUGAUACAGCAGGUUCAGUUUCGAUAUCCACGGAAGCUGGUCCAUUAAAACGUGCCCGAUCACGGCAUUAUUUAAGUGAUCUAGAUUUAAAGUAUUUUUGGAACUGGACAGAUUUCCAAUCAUAUUUGGAUUUUAUGCUUGUUGUUUGGGCAGUAGGAGCUGCCAUAACAUAUCUUAUGCUUUCUAUUGACUGGUUUAUGGAAACAGUUGGUUUUGUGGCCGUCUUUACAGAGGCCAUGUUAGGAGCUCCUCAAUUUGUACGAAACUUUAAAAAUAAAUCUACAUAUGGCAUGAGUAUUCAUAUGGUACUGAUGUGGACACUGGGUGAUAUGUUUAAGACUGGUUACUUCAUUGCAAGAAAUGCGCCAUCACAGUUUUGGAUAUGUGGCACAUUACAGGUGAGUCUUGAUAUUGCCAUAUUAAUGCAAGUAUGGAUAUAUCGUCAUAACUCGAAACCACGUGAUGUGCGACGCGGAGAUUAGCAGUUUGCCCCCGAAGAACAACAACAGCAACAAACAGAAAAUCAACAACAAAAUUCACACUCUAACAAUCUUAACAACAACAAUUCCGACAGCAUUAGUCAAUCAAUACCAAACACAAUUAGUAGCGGCAGCGGGGAUGACCAUCUCUUGACUGCCCACGCCGAUGAUGAAUUCAAUAAAAACUAUCACGACAAUCGGGCAUUUCAAUAUCACAAUAACAACUCACUGAACCGUAAGGGAGGCAAAAACAUAACAACCAAACAAACAACCAUAACCAAAGAUGAUGAAAAAGAUAAGAACGGCUUAGAUGUACUUGAUGUGGUUAUUGUCCACAAGGGCUACAGAAACCUCAAAGAAGAUGGUGGCAUAGCCAAUAAUAUAUGCUCUUGUAAGCAACAAAUACUAACGACACAAUUACUAAGUGAACCAAGGAAACGGCACAAUGCCACACAGACUCCUACAUCAUUGAUUAAUUGGGAACAACGUUCGGCAGAACGCCGAUGUAGAAAGAACGAGCCGCAUAAGCCGUGCUACUGUUGUGAGAAACACUGUAUGUGUUUGGCGGCAUCAAAGAGAAGGGAUUAUUGUAAUUGUUCAGAGGUUCAAAGGUGCCAACAACACUGCCAACACACUAUAACACCUACCUCACAUUGUUGCUGCUCCGCAACGCACUAUCCUCACUACUGUACGGGUCAUCAGUAUGCAGCAGUAAUGUCAGGAAGUGAUAAGGAUGCACCAGCUGCAAUAACAGAAUUUGGUCAUUUACCGGUUUGUACUAAGGACCGUAGUUUUAAACGUCAUAAACGUUGCUCUUCGGGACGCCAUUCCCGUCCGCCCCACAUGUAUCAUCUACAUAAGAAGCACUGCUCCUCUGUGGGCCAUCUUCCAAAUACUUGUACUAAGUCUUCCCUGGAUUCUAGUGACGAUCAAAAUCAAAGAUUGUCGUCUUCGGGCGUUAUGCAAGAAAUUGCUAUAGAAAUAGAUGCUGCUACUAUGACCGAAGACAAUACUACAACAGCUACUUCGAAUUUUGCUUUUAAAAUGGCAGCCGAUAGCGCAUUAGCUCCCAUUAUAAGAGCUCCUAUUCACGUUGAUAGCGAUGAUGGUGGUAGAGGAAAACGUCAGAGGCGAAGAUCUUCAUUGAACUCAAACACUACCAUUGAAACUGAUGAAUUGUCCAACGAAGACGUAAUGGAUACGGAUAUGCGCCGUUAUAUGGGAGGUGGUCGAUGUUAUUGCCAUUGUUGUGACCAUAUGUGCAAGGACUCGUCAGCCGUUAGGCCCAUACAAAAUGAAUGUGUUAAAAUAAAACGCAAACGUUUCAUAGCAGCAGAUGACUAUUGUAGUAGCUGUUCUAGAUGUUCUAGUUGCUCGUGCUCUCAUGUACAUUCUAGUAGUUGUAGCAGUUUUGAAGAAUGGCCUUUAGAAGGUCGACAUUCCGUUCGUUCAGCACCACAUGGCUCACAUGCAUUCACAGUGUCUGCUGAUUGUCAUCAUUGUCAUCCACAACGACAAACUUCCCAGACGAGUACAGAAGAUUUGGAAGGCCAUGAACUCGACUUAAAUGGUGAAGUAGAGGAAGAGGUCCAACCGCAACCUUUAGUUCAAGAAACCACCGAUAGUUCUGCUCGUACUAGUCGCCGCAGCAGUGUUAGCAUUAGUUUCUGUUCCUGCAACUCUAAUACUUGCUGUUACUGCAGCGGCAGUUGUGAAGAGUCGCAUACUGGUCAUAUGUGUACUGCCAGAGAUGCUACAAUAGCCUCUUUAACAUUAGGUAAACUUGGUCCAUUCGAGGGUGAAGAGGGUCACUCCAGUACCUUAACACCACUAACGAAUCCCUCCUCUGUGGUAUCUACACCCGGAGACGAAGGAGAUAUUACCAUACGUAGCUUAAGUAAUGCAUUCUCUGAAGAUACAUCUUCCCAAAGUCACUCUGCCGAAUAUUUUUCACUAUCCUCAACCAACCAAAUAUCACAAGGAACGCCUCGUAAGUUACCGACAACAGAUAACAAGAAUUUGUCCACGCCAACUACUGGAACUUCUGCUAGUACUGGUAUACCUAAUGUUGCGGUAAUCGACACAACUACUAAUACGACCUCAAGUCAGGGAGAUAAUGCUAAUGGCCAUAAAGGACGUAAACCUUGUAAGCACUAUAGUAAACAUCAUCGUCACAAACGGGAGGAUUCACCAGUCGACUCUUACUUAUGA
This is a messenger RNA of Lucilia cuprina (Australian sheep blowfly), 3874 nucleotides long. RefSeq lists its product as uncharacterized. Gene Ontology annotation, cellular component: trans-Golgi network; endosome. The record is from RefSeq and is a predicted model, not a curated record. NCBI's taxonomy places the organism in Eukaryota, Metazoa, Arthropoda, Insecta, Diptera, Calliphoridae. Gene Ontology annotation, biological process: retrograde transport, endosome to Golgi; phospholipid translocation. The transcript is spliced from 7 exons.